Messenger RNA from Pangasianodon hypophthalmus (striped catfish), 3950 nucleotides. RefSeq names its product reticulon 4b (gene rtn4b). Gene Ontology annotation, biological process: brain development; neuron differentiation; endoplasmic reticulum tubular network formation. Gene Ontology annotation, cellular component: postsynaptic density; neuron projection. The transcript is spliced from 9 exons. NCBI's taxonomy places the organism in Eukaryota, Metazoa, Chordata, Actinopteri, Siluriformes, Pangasiidae. The record is from RefSeq and is a predicted model, not a curated record. The coding region runs from base 226 to 3039 and encodes 937 amino acids.
AUUCGGCUUCAGCUAGUGUGCUGCUGCUCGUCUGUGCCGGCGGUCAGCACUUUUUAAUCUGGAAAAAACACACAAAAAGACCAAAACACGGUGCCGGUUUGCAGAAUAAACCACAGGAGGUGAGAGAGGGGGGUUUUAAAAAGCGGGCAUCGCCAUCUUCUUGUUAAAAAAAUACCUAACUAUAUAUUUAAAAUAUAUUUAAAUAUAUAAAGUCACGUUUCCAAGAUGGCAGACGCCGAGCAAGUUUCCUCCACAACUCCAAACGAAGUGGAAGAAGACGAGAUGAAGCCUUGGCGUGAGGCAGGUUUCAGGGAAGCCCCAGCUCAGGACCUGGUUCAGGAUGGAAAUGUAGGUUUGUUUGCUGGAGAACAAGAUGUUCAUGAUGUCCAGGAUGUCCCAGAAGUGCAGAAAGCUCAUGUGGAAGCUGCUGGAGAAGUGAUCAGACAGGAGGAGAUGGAUCUCCUGCACACACCCGAGAACAAAGCCGAGACUGAAUGUCUGGAGAAAUCUGUUGAUUUGAUUUCUAAACCUGUGGAGUGUGAAAGCCCUGAGGAACCAGACAGCACUCAGAUAGAGGAUGAAAUUACAGCAGUGGAGGAGGAAGCUGUUAGAGAGGCAGAAGAAGACACAGAAGAAGCCUUAAAUCUACUGGAUCUGAAAGAUUCAGAUGUGCAAGCUUUCACACAAGUGAAACAAGACCAAGAUCCUGUGGUUUCAUCUGCUACAGAGCUUCAGGAAGCUUUUAGAUCAGCAGAGAUCCAGGAGCAGCUGAUGACCACAAAGCUUGAAGAGGAGAUCUUCUUCAAAUCCGAGCCUGAACCACAAGAUCAGGACUUUCACAUUAGUGCAAGGGUGAAAGAGGAAGCCUUUUCAGCUCCUGUUGAGUACGAGAAAGCUGUAAGUUCAGUCGUGGAGGAGAAAAAAGAGCCAGAGAGGAGAACCCAGGUGGAGGAAAGAUUCAGAGUCGACUCCGAGUCGACUCCCGCAGCCUCUGCGUCUCCAUCAGCCCAUGAACCCAGUCUUCCUUCCUCUGCUGUUGCUGCUGCUUCUUUUCCGACUCUGAUGCAAUUUACUUCAGAAUACGAGGAUUCUUCAUUAAUAGCUAGCACACAGCCCAGCAUCAAAACGACCAUGGAUUCGUUCGGCAGUGAUUCACCUUCCAGAAGCGUGCCCAGAUACGACCCAGACGUAUUAAACCAGUCCGAUGAUGACUUGAUGUUUGAAACGAAAAGGAACCCUUUUCAAGACUUCUCGCCUGUCGAGAAACCCGCCAGCGAGUUCUCUCCUUUUGGAGAAACUACAGCAGACAUCAGGGCAGCGAAGAUGUCAGAUAGUCCAUCUCCAGAUCUGGUCCAGGACGCCCAUGAUGGAGAGCUGCAGGACAGUUCGCCCAUGCAGGACUACGAGCAGUCAUUUGAUUCCAGAGAAGCGGCCACCGAGUCUCUGAGGCAACAGCUUGCUUCGUCUGACUUUUUUGGGACUGCUCCAAAAGAUAAAGAGGAAUCUGGUUUGCCACCAUCUCUCCCAGAUAUUUUGAAGUCUUCUCCACACAAACAUGAUAAAGUAGACUCGGGAUCUUCAGAGGGAAGUCCUGAUUUCAGUCCAGUCCAUAGGAGCGGCAACGAUUCGCCAAAUGCUCCUUUCUCUGUGUCGGCAAACAAUCCAUUUGCUUUCGAAGCCAAGGUUCCUUUGGUUAAGGAGAUGACUGAGGAGACUGAGGCAAGGGCUGCAGAAAGGGCGAGGAUUGAAGAAGAAGAAGAAGAAGAAGAAGAAAAGGCUUCUGAGCAAAUGUUUGGCACAUUUGAUCUCGUUAAGGAGGCUGAAAUUUCUCCAAAAGGCACCGAAACCACCAUUGAAGACCAAGACGAUUUUAAGACUUUGAGCCAAGAUUCUGCUCAGAUAGUUGACAAGUUCGAAUGUCUCAGCUUCCCAACUGGAAAGACCCAAGAACACUCUGACUCUGAAAGCCCAUCUGCAGAUUCACUCUCUCCAGUCUUGGAGGCCAUGGCAAAGAACCCAGCAAGUUUCCAGAUCGAACCCGAGAAGAACAUUGUGGAGGAAGCAGAGGCCGCGGAUGAGGUUUCUGAGCAAGAGGUAUCGUCUGAAGAGUUUGAGUUUGUCGAGAAGCCACCUCGAGGCGCCGUCGAUGAGUUUUUGGAGACGCUUGAAAGCUCAAAGUUUGCCAAGGCAUCUGAAAUGGUCGAUGAUGACGAGGACACAGCCAAAUUUACAGAGCAAGUGGAAGAGGCGAGCCCGGUUGUACAAGAAACAAAGAAUCAAACUUAUUUUCUCCUCACCGAACCGUCAAACGAGACCUCUCCGGCGAGAGGUAAGGCAGGCCUAGAGUUAUCUGAUUUCCAAGUGCCCUCCCAGGCUCCUUUGGCACCCAGUCCUGUGGUCAAAACCGAGACGGUGGCUGUGAAGAAAGUGGAACCUAAAGACCUCAAGCUGCCUAACCUGAAUGCAGGAGCAGUGGUGGAGCUGCUGUACUGGCGCGAUGUGAAGAACUCGGGCAUCGUGUUCGGAGCGAGCCUCCUGCUCCUGCUGUCGCUCAGCGUGUGCAGCAUCAUCAGCGUGCUGUCCUACGUGGCUCUGGCGCUCCUCUCCGUCACCAUCAGCUUCAGGAUAUACAAGGGCGUGCUGCAGGCCAUCCAGAAGAGCGACGAAGGCCACCCGUUUAAGCUGUAUCUGGAGCAGGACGUCUCUCUGCCUGAUGAGGUGGUCCGCAAAUACAGCGACGUAGCCCUCAGCCGGAUCAACGCCGCCAUCAACGAGCUGCGCCGCCUCUUCCUGGUCGAGGACCUGGUCGAUUCCCUGAAGUUUGCUGUGCUCAUGUGGAUCCUGACGUACGUCGGUGCCUUGUUCAACGGACUCACUCUUCUCAUUCUGGGUCUGGUUGCGAUGUUCACCUGCCCAGUAGUCUAUGAAAAACAUCAGGCACAGAUCGACCAUUACAUCGCCUUGGUGAGGAACCAGGUGAAGGAUAUUGUUGAAAAGAUCCAGGCUAAAAUCCCGGGUGCGAAGAAGAAGGUGGAGUGAAAGGCGUUCAGUUCGGAGGAUCGGGGUUUUCCGUGCCCUGUUCCACUCUCUUAUUUUCACAACUCUCUCCACUACACAAGCCGUCACAUCCAGUGGAAAUUCUUCUUUCUGCCUUUUUUUUUUUUUUUCUCUCUUCAUAACCAGUCGCUACGAUGAAGUUGUAAACCGUUUUGAGCCACUACUUAUUUAUCUCGACACACUGACUGGUAUGAUAAGACAAGACUCGUGUUUCCUGACAGAGCGAUUAUAGUAUUCCAUUAACUGGGUUUGUCGUCGUCGUCAUCAUCAUCAUCAUCUAGGUCCGUAUGUGUUUCAGAAAUAAUUCAAUUCAUUUACUUUUUUUUUUUUUUUAAAUGAGGGAGAAUUUAUGGUAUCGUUUUUUGAGGCAAAAACCUUGGUAUGUGUCCAUUUAUUUUAUUUUUUUUUUUGGGUAUGAUUUAGUGUUCCUGUAAUUGUACUGUUUUAUUGAUGAACUGUGUAGAAACCUUUCACAAAAAGCUUCUCGCUCUCUUCAAGUGGCUCUUGUGUUGUACCUUGCAAAAGAGUUGCUCCAUAAGCACUUCAUGCUUCCGAGUAUUUCUAGGCGAUUUAGACUCAUACUAAGAGAUAAGAGCAUACACAUAUUAUCGAGACGCCAUUUCACCUCAUCGCAGCUUAUUUAGUGAAAUCUCUGGAACGGAACGAACGAAAAACGUUUACAAGACAUUUGACUUAGAGAAAUAUUUAAAAAAAAAAAAAAAAAAGUUGUUUAUUUGUGGACCCAAUACCUAAAGCUGCAACGUUAUGUAACAUGACUAAACACAUUGUUUGUUAUGCAAGUAAUUGUGAAUGAUACUUCAUACGGUCGUGGUGAACAUCUGUGGAAUGCAUUGUGAAAUGUAAAACAAGCACCAAUAAAGCUUCUAGACGAA